CUUCCCUCUCCUUCCCGAAAAAGGCUUUCCUCGAGAAAAUCUUUUGCUCGGAAGCGAAGCUGACUUUCUGGUUGAGAGAAAAUGGGUAGGAAAAGUAAUGCUUCCAAGAAAGAAGAAAUGGCUCACAUGUCUGGAGGCUCAAAUCCUUCUUUGGAUGAAACAAAAUCUCAGCCUGAAAACAUGCAGACAGAAUCUCAUUACUUAUUGUCAAAGAAACGACUGAAGAACCGAUGUGUUGUUAUUAGGCGAUCUGAUCGUCUCCAAAAUAUACGUUUGCCUACUCCUAACCAAGAUGUAGGGCCUGUGAUUGAAGAAAUUGAAAGUGAGGAAGAAGAUGAACCAUGUGCCCAGGUGGAGAAAAGAUCUCCCGACUCUAUCCCUGGUGAAAGAAGCUUGGAAGAGAAGGUUGACUAUCUUCUUCAAUGUCUGGAAGCACACGAGAAGGCAAUAGACACACUGAAGUCUGAGCAGGCAAGCAAGAGGCCCUUGCAGAGCAAAGGCCCAUCUAGUUCUGAAGUCAGAUACAAAAGCUUGUACUUUGAUUCACAAAAAAAGAUCGAAGCAUUAACUGAUGAGAACUGUCAACUUAGCAAGAAGUUGGAGGUCACUCUUGGCAAACUCGAAGUAUGCGAGAAGGAUACCCGGGUGUUUUCCGAAUUGAUGGAUAAAGUGAAAGAAGUGUUAUUGGUAUCAAACCUGACAAAAGCUACAGAAAUGGCAUUACAGCUGUCGUCUAAAGUGCUUGGUGGUAUUGCUUCUCCAGAUGCAGUUGUUGAACCCAGAACUAUAGGUGUUAAGAGAAACAGAGAGAAAGUUGCCAAAAAGGUCAGAAGCUGAAUUUAACCAUGUCUCAGGUUUGGUUUACAUAUUUAAUGUAAAGAACCCAAAUAGCCUGUCUGAAAUUUCACCAUGUUGAUGGGUUUGGUUUACAUUUUUAGACAAACAACUGUUUGAUGUAAAGAACGAAAACUAUGGUAUCUUUUUGGCUAGCACUUCUGGAUAUCUCCCAUUAUUAUGUAUCAUGAGAAAGCAUCACUACC
Messenger RNA from Vitis vinifera (wine grape), 1040 nucleotides. RefSeq lists its product as uncharacterized. The transcript is spliced from 5 exons. The coding region runs from base 82 to 837 and encodes 251 amino acids. The record is from RefSeq and is a predicted model, not a curated record. NCBI's taxonomy places the organism in Eukaryota, Viridiplantae, Streptophyta, Magnoliopsida, Vitales, Vitaceae.